AAUAAGCAAUGUACUCCCGUCCGAUGGCCAUGAUAUAUAUAUAUAUAGCCCUUCUUGCUCUGCAGUCUGCACACACACGUACAGCUCAAGUAAGCUUUAACUCUGUUCCAGCUAGAAUUUUCCCCAUUCUUGGCUAGCUUAAUUUCCUACUUUUCUACUCCCCUGGUCCCAGAGCGCUUUUGACACGUACUACUCCCGCUGUCUGUCCGAAAAAAUUUGUUUCUUAAAUGAAUGUAUCUAGCAUCACAUUCAUUUGAGGGACAAGCUUUUUCGGACGGAGGUUCUUAAUUUGUUUGCUCCAUCAUAGCUUCACCACACCAUGUGUUCAUGCAAUGCAGAGGUAAGGUACGAAACAGCAAGCUAGCGAGGUAAUCAAUGGCGCUAUCAGUAUCAGCUGCUGCUCCCGGCCAGGGCCAGCAGGAACCGCCGUGGGGGAAGCAGUUGAGGUACCAGCUCGCUGCUGCUGUGAGGAGCAUCAACUGGACUUACGCCAUUUUCUGGUCCAUAUCCACCGGCCCUCCGCCUGCAGGAGUUCUGGCGUGGAAGGACGGCUUCUACAACGGCGAGAUAAAGACGAGAAAGAUCACCAGCUCAACGACGGAGCCGACUGCCGACAACCUCGUCCUGCAGACAAGUGAGCAGCUGAGGGAGCUCUACGAGUCGCUCUUGUCCGGCGGCAACUCCGACCGCCGGGCAAGGCGUCCUGCCGCCUCGCUGUCGCCGGAGGAUCUUGGGGACGCCGAGUGGUACUACACCGUAAGCAUGAGUUACACCUUCCGACCUGGCCAAGGGUUGCCAGGCAAGAGCUUUGUGAGCAAUCAACACGUUUGGCUGUGCAACGCUCAAUUCGCAGACACCAAAACUUUCCAGCGCGCGCUCUUAGCAAAGGCUGCGUCUAUUAAGACAGUCGUAUGCAUUCCCUUUAUGGGUGGCGUGCUCGAGCUCGGGACGUCGGAUCCGGUUUUGGAGGACUCAAACAUGGUGCACUGGAUCAGCACAUCUUUCUGGGAGCUUCACUUAGCAUCAUUACCAGCAUGCUUGGAGUCAGAGGAGCCGAGCUCCAACCCGUCAUUAGCAAAAAGAACUGGCGAGGCUGACAUUAUGUUCGAAGACCUCAAUCACAACACCAUUGAGGGGAUGAUCUCUGAGCUAAGGGAGGUCGAGUGUUUUUCUGAUGUCGACCUUGAGUGCAUCACAAAGGAGAUAGAUGAGUCCCACAGCCUCCUCGAGGGGUUGGACAUGCGUGCUCUCGAGGACAACUGGAUCUUGGACGGGUCCUUUGAGUUUAUGUCUUCCCCGCAAAUGGUGCCGGCUAUGGAUGCCCCAUGCACGGAAGAUGUCAACGUCACUUUAAGUAGCUCCGUUGAAGGCACUCGACCAUCCUGUUUUAUAGCUUGGAGGAGAUCAACGGAGUCAAAAGAAGCGGAUGCGCGGGUCACCGAGGAGUCACAAAAGUUGCUGAAGAAAAUUGUGGCCGGCGGUGCAUGGACGAACAAUGGUCGUGGUGGCACCAUGGCGAGAGCUCGGGAAACUAACAUCAAGGCCCAUGUCAUAUCAGAGAGAAGGCGUCGGGAGAGGCUCAAUGAGAUGUUCCUAGUUCUCAAGUCACUAGUCCCGUCCAUUCAUAAGGUUGACAAAGCAUCAAUCCUUGUAGAAACGAUAGCUUAUCUCAAAGAGUUGGAGCAAAGGGUAAAAGAGCUAGAAUCCAGCGGCGCACCAUCACCGCGCCUGAAAGAAAGAAUAUGAUGGAGGCUCCAUGAUGUCACAGGAAGGAAGAAAUGUCUCAACUGGAUCUAAGAGGAAGGCAUUGGAGAGGGAGCAUAAUGAUGGCCACAUCAACAUCGUCAAUGUGACCGGGAUGUAGGGAUUAUGUGUGUCCUGCAACUAUUUAAUCCCGUUUGGAAAUAAUUAUGCACUAUAUAUGCAAUUAUUGUUGAUGGAACUAUAAGUUGAGGAAUCUAUACAUACUCAAGGUGUACUUAAGUAAAUAUUAAUGAAGAUUAGUAUUGGAAUAUAGUAUCAAAUAAUAUACCAGAAAGAUCAUCCGAGUACAAUACUAAAGUAAUUGGAAGGAGCUAGGUUUGUUGUCAGAUUACAGGCCUGAUAAAAAAAGAAAAUUAACAUAC
Molecule: messenger RNA, 2126 nt
Organism: Aegilops tauschii subsp. strangulata
Lineage: Eukaryota; Viridiplantae; Streptophyta; Magnoliopsida; Poales; Poaceae
Product: anthocyanin regulatory R-S protein
Molecular function (GO): protein dimerization activity
Source: RefSeq, a predicted model, not a curated record